This is a messenger RNA of Micropterus dolomieu (smallmouth bass), 8943 nucleotides long. RefSeq names its product leucine-rich repeat and immunoglobulin-like domain-containing nogo receptor-interacting protein 3. Gene Ontology annotation, molecular function: protein binding. Gene Ontology annotation, cellular component: plasma membrane. The coding region runs from base 59 to 1927 and encodes 622 amino acids. The transcript is spliced from 3 exons. NCBI's taxonomy places the organism in Eukaryota, Metazoa, Chordata, Actinopteri, Centrarchiformes, Centrarchidae. The record is from RefSeq and is a predicted model, not a curated record.
CAGGUGUGUGGUGCACUGACCCUGCCUGCGACAGGCGAGGAGUCAGAAGACCAGGGCCAUGAUUGGCUCUCCUGGCCCUGGUGGGCGUGCCUUAGUGCCAUGGCUGAGUGAGUGGCGAUGGGUCCUUGCUGCUUUGCUGGUUGCCAUAAUAACUUUGUCGCUGCCAGGAAGUAGCCAGGCCUGUCCGCCACGGUGCGAGUGUUCAGCUCAGCUGAGGUCAGUGUCGUGCCAACGGCGGCGACUCACCAACAUCCCAGAGGGCAUCCCCACGGAGACACAACUUCUGGACCUCAGCAAGAACCGGCUCCGCUGGGUGCAAACAGGUGACCUGGCACCUUACCCACGGCUGGAGGAAGUGGACCUCAGUGAGAACCUCAUUGCCACUUUAGAGCCCAAUGCCUUCGCUAGCCUCCAGAGUCUUAAGGUGCUGAAGUUAAGGGGAAACCAGCUUAAGUUAGUGCCCAUGGGGGCCUUUGCCAAGCUGGGCAACCUGACCAGCCUGGACCUGAGUGAGAACAAGAUGGUGAUUUUACUGGACUACACCUUCCAGGAUCUGAGGAGUCUGAAACAUUUGGAGGUGGGAGACAACGACCUGGUUUAUAUUUCCCACAAGGCAUUCUCAGGUCUCCUGGGGCUGGAAGAUCUCACAAUAGAGCGCUGCAACCUGACAUCCAUCUCUGGCCAGACGCUGUCUUACCUCCGCAGCCUGGUCACCCUUCGCCUCCGUCACCUCAGCAUCAUUGCCCUGGAGGACCAAAACUUCCGCAAGCUCUCCAACCUGCGGGGUCUGGACAUCGAUCACUGGCCAUACUUGGAGUACAUCUCCCCUCUUAGUUUCCAGGGCCUGGACCUCCACUGGCUCUCCAUCACCAACACCAACAUCACCUCUGUCCCCUCUGCUUCAUUCAAGAACCUGGUGCACCUCACCCACCUCAACCUGUCCUACAAUCCCAUCACCACCCUAGAGCCCUGGGCCUUCAAGGAUCUGCUGAGGCUGAAGGAUCUCAUCAUGGUAAGCACAGGGUUGAUGACAGUGGAGCUCCAUGCCCUUGGAGGCCUCCGACAGAUCCGGGUCCUCAACUUCUCCUCCAACGACCUGCAGACUCUGGAAGAGGGCUCCUUCCACUCUGUCAACAGUCUGGAGACCCUCAGAGUGGAUGGGAACCCCCUGAUGUGUGACUGCCGUCUGUUGUGGAUCCUGCAAAGACGCAAGACCCUCAACUUUGACGGCAGAGUGCCGGUGUGUGCUGGGCCGGUGGAGGUGCAAGGGGUCAGCCUCAGCGCCUUCACCGAUUCUGCACUCUUCGAUCACUUUACAUGCCAGAAACCUAAGAUACGCAACCGUAAGCUGCAGCAGGUGACCGCUCGUGAGGGCCAGCCAGUCAGUUUUCUGUGUAGAGCUGAAGGAGAACCUGCUCCUGCUAUUGUCUGGAUUUCCCCACAGCGGCGACGGAUCACAGCUAAGAGUUCAGGGCGCAUUACUGUUCUCCCUAGUGGCACCCUGGAGAUCCGCUACGCCCAGCUUACUGACAGCGGAACAUACAUCUGCAUCGCCAGUAACGCAGGAGGCAAUGACACCUACUUCGCCACACUCACAGUGCGUGGGCAGCCGCUAGAUGCCGCCUCUGCCUUCUUUCUCAACCGCUCGCUGUAUAGCGGCGACUUCUUCAACGACACAAAUCUGAAUAGCACACGUGUUUUCCUCAAGUUCACUUUGGACCUAACCACCAUCUUGGUCUCCACGGCAAUGGGUUGCAUCACCUUCCUGGGGGUGGUCCUCUUCUGUUUCCUGCUGUUGUUCGUGUGGAGCCGGGGACGCGGCCAACGCAAGAACAACUUCACAGUGGAGUACUCUUUCCGGAAAUCUGAACCCGCCACUGGAGGCACCUCUGGAGGGACCAGGAAGUUCAACAUGAAAAUGAUAUGAAACAACGCAGCCAGGGGUCACUCGGGGGAGGCAUGAGCACGUCCCAAAAACGUGUUUGACACACGCAAACACACACAGCCACUGACUCGCAAAGAAGUUUUAAAGCACAAUUCAAGUUUCUGUCUAUGGCUCUAUUCAGAAUUGAGUGCCCACAUCAAAACUGGAGCCAUGACUCGAUUUGGUUUGAUUUGUGAAUGAAAACAAAUUUACCCUGACCUCUCUGCCUCGCAGUGGUUUUAUUCAGCUUGUGGUGAAAAGCAUGUUUAAAGGAUACAGUAAGGAACAACUGGUAGUUUUGAAAGCGCUAUCUGUCAUCCACGCUUCAUAAGAAUAAUAGAGUUAAGAAUUAUAGGAGAUAAGGUUUUGAAAUUGUCAUGAUUACUGAGCUGUGGAAUACUGGUAGUCCUGUGUCUAGGUUACAUUAAUGAGGAAAUUUAAAAGAUUUCCUUUUUUCAUCUAAAUUUCCCUUUACUGUAUGCUGUGCAGUCGGGGAUUUUAAAAGAAAUGUAAUGCAGGGAUACCUGGCUACCAUCCAUUUGUAGAAUUUGUAGCUGUGCUCUUCUAAAGUCUGCCUUGUUAAGAAUCAUGCAUGUAGAAACGCAGUUGAGAGUUAAGUUGUAAGUUUAUACCACUGAAUAAAACAAAUUGUUCUGAAAGACAGGUUGAACAUGUUUUUCUAUAAAACAUUUAAUAGCCACCUUUAUCUAUUCUGACCACGGCUGAACUGUGAAGAGGGUUCUGUAGGGUCAAACACUUGAAACCACACAUUAACAUUAUCAUAUGUCAUUUGUUUUAAUGAGCAAAAGCUCAUUGGAUGUAACAUAUGAUCGGACAAUAUCUGAUAAGGAGCAAUGGAUGUGGAUCAUUCACAUAGAUGACAAAUAGACAAAAGAAAUACAAUUUGGCCUUUUCUUCUUUGUGAGAUCUUGUGACAACGUUAGCUGUGUGAGUUUGGGACGAGCACACUGGCCAAGAGCUGCUGUGGCUGCCCGUGGCCCGGAGGGUUUGGUUAGGAAGUCAAGCCUACCGGACACAGGCCGCCACAGUAACCAUAGCAACCAACACGAGACAGCAGGAGGCACCAGGGCUGGUGGCCACUGGAGGGUUGCUGGGUAGAAGGGGAGAAAAGUCAAUGUGACCUCUUCUCUCUCUAACCUACAUCACAAGCCCCCGUUCAUCCUCUUUCAUCAACAGGAGAGGGUCGACCUGCCGGCCUCCACCCUGCGCCCCUGCUCUCUGCUGUAUUGGUGGCCUGACCUUCCCAGCGCUGCCAGGGGGGAGCAGCCUGGAGAGUUGGGUCACUCAGAGGCAGACAGAGGACACACAGUAACACUGUAGGGGUCUUCACGUAAACAAACACUCAUCCUAUUAGAGAAAAACACACAUAGCAACACAUGUAUAGCACCUUUUCUCAGGAAAAGUGAAGGAACUACCCUACAGAGUGAGGGUAUCUACACAAACUUACUCUGUUAAAAUAUAACAUUCCAGCAAUACUGUAUGUAGAGCCAUAAAGCCAAAAUUCAUUCUCUAAGAGAGAACUGAUGUAAAUUGGUGAGUGAAGAAACAAAGCCAUAGUAUGUGUAGGUUGUUUUUUUAUAGCGUGUGCAUGAUUCAGUUAUAUAAUAAUAAUUAUUGCUACUGCCAUCUUACAAGCUGUCGUGAUGAUCAAAAGACCAUCUGCUGUCACUGGGCUUGCAUAAAGUUGCACCCCAUAACACACGCACACACACACACACACACACACAAACAGAAGAGAUAGAACCACAUCGAGGUUAUUUGGAUAAUAUAAUCACAUUAUAAUCACAGUUACACACAACUAAACAUACAAACUGAUAAAGCACCACAGCGAUCAUAAAGUGUGAUGCUGACUGCUCUCUCUCUGUCUCUGAGGAGGUCGGUGUACGAAUGUCUCUGCCCCCCUAGCCCAGUGCAUCCCCCCUCCUCACCCCACACCCCCACACCCCCACUGGGUCCUCCUUUGGGAGGGGUCCCUGGCUGGAGACCGAGGAUUCAAAUGUAAAUGAAGUCGUGUUAACCCUACCCACGCCAUGUGCAUCGUAUAGUGGAGAGUAGUACUGUGGUUUAAAAACAAAAACAAAAACAACAAAAAACUUUAUUUGAAGUGUUCUGUUUGUCCUCCAUUUUAAUUUUCUCAGUUGUUGUUCUCCGUGACCUUUUUGGCAGUUUACCGUUUUAAAGUUCUUUGUCCUCCAAGUGGGACUGUUCUGUUCUCAACACCUAAUCACUUUUCCACACACUAAACAGUGUGCAUAUCAACUGAAACCAGGCAGAGCGAUAUUUAUACCGAGACAAGAGACAUAAUUUAAAGCAGUGGUUGGUAACCUCGUGUCACAAGUUAAAUUGGAGGUGUCACAAGAUGGUUAACAUAAAAAAACAUAGGUGUGCUGCACAAUAUUAUAUUUUUCUGACUUUUAUCAAAAUUUGACUCUUCAGUCAAAUACUGAAUGGUUUCACCUGUUCUGGAGCCGAUGCACCAGCUCUUCAUAAUUUCAAAUUUAGCCUGGUUCAAACGUAACCUAGUUAAAAGUGUUUGCUAAAUAGAUAUUUGCACAUCGCUGAAUGAACCGGUUGAACCACACAAACUAGUUCUUACAUAGAAAUGAGUUGUUAGCUAAUAUUUACACACAGUAACAAGUGUAGCUAACUGCACCAACUGACAAAACUAAUUCAAAGUGAAGAGUAAAAGAGGUCAUGGAAUAUGGUCAACAUAUUUGACCUGAUGCUUGCUCUAAAUGCUGUUUAAUAAUAAUGUGGCAAUACUUUACCCAGUAUCCCUCAAAUUACAAAUCAUUAUGCUAACAGGCUUGGUUAGCAUAAUCAAAUAUUUCCCAAUCAUUUCCCAGUCAUUCUGAAUACUGCAUGAAUCAAACUAAUUUCUCAAUGUAUGGACACAUACAAUGAGAAAAGUCAAGUUGAUUGCUAUCGCUUUGAUACUAGCAACUUAGAGAUGUUUCCUAUUAACUGAUUUAUGUAUUACUAAAAUCUUUAAGAGCUACAGCAUUUCAAGUUUUAAUGGCAACGUGAUUUUCUAGUUUGAAACUAGCUAGUUGCCAAGAACUUAGGAAGGACUUUACACACAAACUUAGUGACAUCUGGUGCUAGUGUACAGCAUGUCAUGAGGGCUUGCAAGUUGUCAUUUAAAGGGUUCAUACUGUAAAAACGUUGGGAACCUCUGAUAUAAAGCACACCUACAAGGCUGCAUAAAGACAGGUUUGUGGUUUGGAAACAAUUUGCCCCUGGUAGAACCUCAAAACUUUUGCAAAAGAAAUCCUGCAAACUUCAUUUUUGUCCUCUGUGAGGGAUGAUGAAAACACGGCUUCUGUUUCAGGAUGAAAAACUGAACAGCUGUUAAAGAUUCAUGAGGCCAAAUGAGAAUAGAUGAACAAAUUGGCCUGGUUUUCACAUUGCCGUUAACAGUGUCAGUAGCCAUUUUUGUGUUGAGAACAGGACGUUGCCUUCAUGGACAUCUCCUCUCCCUGAGCCGACCCUCUUGUUUUUCCAUUCCCACGUAUUUCUUAGUGGAAAUUAGGUUUAGAAGACAGUGAGAAUGUCUGUGGUGAUUGUCAAUAGUGUUAUUGUGAAAUCAUCAAUCACAAAUGUAAGCGUAGAUGAGGGUGUGUUUCAUUUUAUUAUCUUCUUCUCCUUCUUCUCCUCCUUUUUACCGUCCUCCUCCCCUCUUCCUAUUCCUUGUCUUCUUAACAUUUCCAACUCUCGUUGUCCCUGUUCACAGUAUUAGGCUGGAAUAUGGUUGUGUGGUAGUAGACACGUGUUCUGUGUGAUCGGUAGGUCAGUGUUGUGUAAUGAUUUGUUGCUCCUCGUGAUGCCAUCAAACACGGAGCAGUGAUUGGAUCAGUGGAGACAAAAGAUGAAAGGGGUGACCCAGGUUCCCUAAAAAAAACAAAGACAUUGGUUCCCAUUUAAACCCUACUCAUUCCUGAAAAAACAUUUCUGGAACUUUCCCGCUCUGCACAGUGUCGCUCUGGGAUCUUGCUCAAAACAUGAAAACCCAUGGACUGUACUGUAUGUAUUUUCUCUGAUGAUAUCUUGUCAUGCUUUAACUUACAAAUGUAGAAUGGGGGGUUGGGUUGUUGAGCCUACACUUCACUUAUGCCUAUUGUGGUAUAGCCAUUUUCACAAGGAAACUGUCCAUUCACUGAAUACUGACAUUUUAAUGUUGGUCAGGGUUGAAAAUAAGUGUCUAUUCAAUCCUCAAGUCCUUUAGACUUUGGGAACUCACUUUGCUUCAAGCUAAAUACCUUUGAAAAUAUAUUUUCAUGUCCCCUCCAGCUUAAAUUUUCUCCCAUUAUCAAAGGCCUUAGGAAUAUGUUCAAAAUUUUAAUUGAUAGAACUGACACUUUUCCAAACAAUUGUUCAGCAGCUCUCUUUUUUCAUCAUUUCAUCUCCUCUGCCGUGAUACUUGAGAAAGUAGGCUGAGCGAACCCCCCUGCUCCCUUCUCCGGUUUGUCCUUGCCUGGGGUUGGUGUACUGUAGUCUAGACGCCCCAUUUACAGCAGCAGCCUCACUGUUAGGAUACCUUCCACUAGGGAACUCUUCAAAGACGCAGACCAAAAUAAGACAAACCCUGCACCCUAAUCCUGGCGUCAUCACCAGCCAUUUUUCAUCUAUUUCUCAAAGAAAAAGAUUUCUUAAAGGAGGUUUUUCCUUCAGUCCUCUUAGCUGUACUAUUCGGCCAAGAAAGAACCAUUUCAGUCUUACCUUUAAGGCUGCAUUUCUACAGUCUGCCUGAUAAUUCGGACUCUAUAUCAGCUAUAAAUCAAUCGAUCUCCUACUCCAGAUCUCACAGCUGCUGUUGUGAUUGUGGUUAGACUUGAGUUGAAUUAUCAGAGCUGAGAGGAGCAGUAAUGGGAUGACGGAGAAGUGAGCUCGGCUGAUUGGGUGAUUACUUGGCUUAUUAGUCUCAUUUCCAUAACAGACCUCUCAGAGCAGUGUGUCAUACAAAUUCUGGAGGCUACUGGUUUUUUUUUAGCUCUUUACUUAUCUAGAUAGAGAUUACAACAUAUGGUUUUCUCUAAUUCAACGAAGAUAAUGCAAAGCAGUCAUUGUUUAGUAAUUCUUUGGUAUAAUUGGACACCUUGCAGAGCAUUGUUGAAAGACUGUUUAAAGCACCUUGGACAGACAACUGCUUCUUCUUAACCUUGACCAAACAAUCGUCCCCUUUCUAUGUGGCAAUACUGACCUCAAGUGGUCAAUGCAAGUAACAGCAACAAGUGGGACCAUACUGCUGAUGCUGAUGUACCAGUAUUGUAUAUGGUGGGAAAAUAAAUAUAGGCUCUGGGUCUCAUACAGUGAAACACUGGAGAUAGCAGAUUGACUGUUAGCUUCAUAUGGCAGUGCUUCACUGAUUUUCUUAUAGCCUUAGCAUGACCUCCUCUCCUCUCUGCGUGUCUAGGGCAUUUGCGCUCAGCCACUGGUGAGGGAAGCGGAGUUAUCAGGAGAGGCCUCCAUCAGAUGAUCAAAAGCAACAGUUCAGACCUGUUUUGCUGGGACUCAGUCUGUAGAUUAGACAAAUACUUUCUGAUGCCCCUGCCAGUCAUACUGCCAUCAUAACAAACAAUAACAAACUAUAUUAAAAUGUCACAGCAUCAUUCUUUCUCAGUAUUUGACUGAGAGCUGAUCGGCAAACAAUUGGUUCCUCUCUAGGGAAAUUUUUUUUUUAUUUCUUGUGGUUUUAGCAGGUUUAAUCUAUGCAUGCCUUUUUUAUACAGUGAUUGGUCUUGCCAAACUCUCACCUACACUAGUAUGGAGAGCUAUAGGUGCCAUUGUUGCUGGCCAUGGGACUGGUAAUCACCAACACCUGCAUUCCUGAAUAUUUAGAUGGAGUGUCUUACAAAAGAAGCAUUUGUUUACUUGGGAUGAUUGUACUUUAACAUAUAUCUAUCCACACACAGAUAAUCUGCUCAGAUGUGAAAGCUGUGGAUAAAACAAUUGAUAUUCCAAGCAGGAUGGUGGGACUGAUCAAUGCUGUAUGGGGAUAGGAUUAUUAAUGGCAUACUUUCAUUGAUCUAUCUUGAACCUUGUCACUCUCCCACAGUCCCUCUGGAGUAGGAGGAGGCGUGCAGAGCUCUUACAGACCUGGUUGGCACUCAUUCCUAGGUUUCCACAUUAAGAUGAUUUCACUUUUCCUCUUUUAAGAACGAGAUGGUGCCAGAUUUAGCAUUUUUGUUCUAGGUCUAAGCCUCUCUUACCUCUCCCACUCUUCAGAGGAAGCUAUCGUUGGUAUAGCUCUGUAUUUGUUGGAGCCCUCCAAUGGGAAAUAUUGAAGUUUGUCUUAAAUUUGGCUGGGGUAAACAUAUUCUCUCCUCUCUUUGUCUCUCUUUUCUCUCUCUGUCUUUUCUCUCUGUCUUUCUAUCAACCUGGCGCCAACCUCGUUAAGCAGUUCAGAACAUUUUUAAUAGAUUUUUCAUAGCAAACGAAACCUAGGAAUGGGUGCUGAGUGCUCCAAAUAAAUACAGAGCUAACAAAAAGACAAGUUGUUUAGCUUGUCAGAUUGAAUGGUGUCACCCGAUCAAUCAUUAAAGCAUAUGACUGGCUUAUAUUAGAGACUGUUACAUAGGAAGUACCAAAUUUGUACUCAAGAACAUCCGAAUGAAAUAUAAAAUGUAUAAUUUGUACUGUGAUGUGUGGAUCCUUGGAUGUGAAGAACAGAAACUGUACAUAUUAGAUCUAUUAGCCAUAUCAUGUCAUCUAAUCUGUAGACCUCCUUGCCAUGUCUGACAGAGGAAAAUGACUGUUGAACUGUAAAUAGUGUAGGUAUAGUAAAAUAGGAUUUAACUGCUGCUUCUUUUCUCCAGGGAUCACCCAUGUUUUGCUCAGUCCCAUGGCUGCUUGGUCUCAAAGGGAAGAAUGAGACAAUAAUGUUUGUCUAUAAAACACAUAUGAGUUCUUUUUUUAUUUCAAUGUAUGUUUUAUAUACUGUCUGUCUUGUAAAUGAACCUUUUUCGUCAUAAAAGCAUGAUGUGACUCUGUCAAAAGCA